GAGAACUUAUAGGAUCGAUUGUUCGAGAGGUCCAACUUAAGCUGAAGGUGAAGAAUAGAUCUCUUCCUGACCAUCUAGUUAAAGUGGACGAUGAAGAAGCCAUAGAGGAAUUGUUGGAUGUUGACUCUGAUGGCGUACGAUUCGUCAUAAUCCAUGGUACGGGUGGUAUUGGUAAAUCAACUCUGGCUAAGGUUAUCUUCAACAAAUUCUUGUCUAAAUUCGGUUGCUCCAGUUUCCUUGAAGAUGUCCAAAGUCAUCAUCUUUUAGACAUGCAAAAGAAACUGUUAUCCGACACAAUAGGCGCGACCUCUACUGACGGAAUCCAUGACACUAACGAUGGGAUCAAUCGCAUAAGAAAAGGACUUAGCGAGAAAAAGGUUAUGGUUGUUGUCGAUAAUGUGAACGACAAGGAGCAACUCGAGAACCUCGCAAGGAGCUACAAAUGGUUCGGUUCCGGAAGCAGGAUCAUCAUCACAGUCAGGGACAAAAGGACAAUACCAUAUAGGACGAUGCUAGAUGAGGAGAACCAAACGCGACCUAGCUAUUACAUGGACUACCCAGUAAAGGAGAUGCCUUUGGAUCAAGCGAUUUUGCUAUUCAGCAAGCAUGCCUUCAGAAGCGAUACUCCUCCAAAAGAUUGGCACAAUUUCUCGAAAGUAGUCGUUUUAAGCAUAGGGAGGCUUCCUUUGACUCUUGAAGUCGUGGGUUCUCUUUUCGCCAACACAGACAGAUCGAAGUGGCACGAGACAUUGAAGGACUUAAAGCAAGUCCCGCAUGAGGAAGUCCGAGACACACUGAUGAUAAGUUUCAACAAAUUGGAUCCCAGAAAAAAAGCAAUAUUCCUAGAUAUUGCAUGUUUUUGCAUCGGGGAGGAUAAGACGCAUGCGUAUUACAUGUGGGAUGAUUGUGGAUAUUCUCCACGUAGCGCAAUUGAUGAUCUUCUCCUCAUGUCGUUGAUAAAGAUUGAUGAGCACAAUAAGUUCUGGAUGCAUGAUGAAAUUCGAGAUCUAGGAAGAUACCUUGUCAAGGAAGAGAAUUUUGAAGAUGCUGGAAAGCGCCGUUGGGUGUGGAUUGACAAGAACACUUUAGACGUGCUGAGGAGCAACAAGGAAAACCCAGAUGUACGAGCACUCAGUCUGGGUAUUAGUCAUGACUUUACACCUGAAGAAUUAGCUCGUUUUCCAAACUUGAGGUUCCUUGGAGGGGAAAGAAUGAAUUUCGUGGGCAACUUCGAAAAUCUUCUUCCCAAUCUAAGAUGGCUUUCUUGGCGUUAUUGCCCACAGAAUAUUAGAGCGACGAAUCUUCGACCGGUGAAUUUGGUAGUGCUUAACCUUUCGCGGAGCGAAAUCACCCACAAAUGGGGUGGAUGGAGGCAAAUCAAGAUGGCGAAAAAGUUGAAAGUUCUAAAUUUGGAAAAUUGCUUUAUGUUAACCGAGACACCUGAUUUUUCCGAGUUUGGCAAGUUGGAGAAAUUGAUUCUCGCUCGGUGUAUUGGUUUGUCUACAAUUGAUAGUUCAAUUGGUAAGCUAAAACUGCUAAGUGCUUUGAAUUUCGAGGGAUGUAGCUCCCUUCAAGGGUUGCCCAAAGAAAUCGGUUCCCUAAAAUGCUUGUCAGAGAUUUUCCUUUGCUCAACAACGGAACAUUUUAAAUUUCCUGAGACACUAGGCAAUCUAAAAUCUUUGACCAAGUUUGAAAUUUUUCGAUGUCCGGGUAUCAGCCAACUUCCUCGGUCUAUUGGAAAGUUAACGAAUCUCACGCAUUUGAUUUUGCGUGAAUGCGAAACUUUGCAUAAGCUUCCGGACUCUCUUGGGGAAUUAGAAUCAUUGGUCGAGUUGGAUAUACAAGGGUCAUCUAUCUUCACUCUUCCUGAUUCCAUUGGAAAUCUGAAGAGACUAAAAGUCAUUAGGGUGGCAAGUUCAAGGAUACAUAUGAUACCUUGUGCUCUUGGACAGGUGGAGACGCUCGAAGUGCUCGAUGCCUCGUAUUGUCAGCAUAUCAUGAAUGAAAUCCCGUGGGAAAUGUGGAGCCUGACUCGUCUGAGGACCUUGGACUUAUGUAUGAUCCCAAUCUCUACACUGCCGCCAAAAAUAAGUGGUUUCUCUAGUCUCCAAACACUUAAAUUUGAAAUUGCAAGGGGCCGGUUUUGCCCAUUGCCGGAGCUUCCCUCGAGUUUGAAAUUCCUUGAGGUGGUGGGCGUUGAUAAUUUCAAUGUUCUUCCCGACCUCUCGAGCCUAGUCCACUUGGAUCAUCUCCACUUGUGUGGGCCAUUUACUGCACUUUGGAGCGAGAACGAGAACGAGGUCAUGCUGUCCAUCCAUCAGCUUCCGCGUGGCUUAUCAACCUUGAAACUUCACUAUAUCCCGCAAUUGCCAGAUUUUUUCGACUUCAAAAACUUGUCGAUUCUCACCAUCAGCGGAUGUCCGAUGCCACACUUCCCCGUCCUUAAAUCCUUGGAGAGGUUAAGGAAAUUGGAGAUAACUCACUGCAAAUUCCUAGAGAAGACACCCGAUCUUUCGGGCUUGAAGAAGCUAGAAAAGCUACAGCUCUGCCUGGAGAUCGAACAAUUACCUAACCUCUCGAAGUUGAAGAAUCUACGUUAUCUCAUGCUAUGGGAUAGUUCUAAGAUUAGAGCCGUGGAAGGCUUGGAAGAAUUGAUUUCUUUGAAGAAUGCGGAGAUCGAAGGAUGCAAGUCCCUAGAAAGGUUGCCUGAUUUGUCGGCAAUCACCAAGUUGAAGACAGAUUGGAAGCCGCCAAAAUUUGCAGAAGACACCAUUCAGUCUAAUAUGCCUGAACGACCCCCCACCAUUCCGAGGAUCGAGGUGCACGAGCUGAGGCAGAAGUCGAAGGCCGAUCUGCUGAGCCAGUUGAAGGACCUCAAGGCCGAGCUCUCCAAGAUGUGCGUCGCCUUUUGGGUAGAUGGUAAUGUCACACUAACAACACUAAUUGACUUGGAAAAGGCAGUGAAGGGGGACUAG
Syzygium oleosum is the source of this 2975-nucleotide messenger RNA. Its product is annotated as disease resistance protein RPV1-like. The transcript is spliced from 5 exons. Gene Ontology annotation, biological process: translation; defense response. Gene Ontology annotation, cellular component: ribosome. The coding region runs from base 270 to 2975 and encodes 901 amino acids. Lineage: Eukaryota; Viridiplantae; Streptophyta; Magnoliopsida; Myrtales; Myrtaceae. The record is from RefSeq and is a predicted model, not a curated record. Gene Ontology annotation, molecular function: structural constituent of ribosome; ADP binding.